UCUCUCUCUCUCUCUCUAUCUCUUUCAACUACUCACUCUCCAUUUCAAAAUUCAAAAACCAAUCUCUCAUCUUCUUCUCUUUGAUGGAGACUUCGUCGGCGAUUUCGAUCGGUACUUGCUUGAAAGAGCAUCAGAAGAUCUACAAGGAAUGGUUCAACAUCGCCGAUUCAGAUGGAGAUGGACGUGUUUCCGGGAACGAUGCUACAAAGUUCUUCGCCAUGUCAAAGCUUUCUCGCCAGGAACUUAAACAGGUUUGGGCGGUUGCGGAUUCGAAACGGCAGGGGUUUCUAGGUUUGGCGGAGUUCAUCACUGCGAUGAAGCUCGUCACGUUGGCACAAGAAGGACAUGAAAUUACUUCAGAUCUUCUGAAAGGUUCUGUUGAUAUGAUGAGUGUGGAACUCCCAGUGUUGGAAGGAUUGGAGAACGUUGUAUCUAAACAGAAGGCAUCAAAAGCAUAUGCAGAUGAGGAAGACAAUGUAGUCACACAGCCACAAGUAGUCAAGGAAAAAGCUUCCUGGUUCAAGUCAAAAUCCAUUAUGAAGCCACAAGUAAAUGUGGUGACAAUCGUUGAUGGCUUGAAACGCUUGUAUGCUGAAAAGCUAAAGCCUUUGGAAGUCACGUAUCGUUUCAAUGAUUUUGCGUCCCCAGUGCUGACAAAUAGUGACUUUGAUGCCAAACCCAUGGUCAUGCUUUUGGGUCAAUAUUCCACCGGGAAGACAACAUUUAUAAAACACUUGCUGGGAUGUGAAUAUCCAGGAGCUCACAUUGGUCCAGAGCCAACAACAGAUAGAUUUGUGGUUGCAAUGAGUGGACCAGAUGAGCGAACCAUACCUGGAAACACCAUGGCUGUUCAAGCUGACAUGCCAUUUAACGGGUUAACAAGUUUUGGAGGUGCUUUCCUAUCAAAGUUUGAGUGUUCUCAGAUGCCUCAUCCUCUCUUGGACCAGAUUACCCUUGUAGACACUCCCGGAGUUCUUUCAGGAGAGAAACAAAGGAUGCAAAGAAGCUAUGACUUCACCGGUGUUAUCUCAUGGUUUGCAUCUAAAUGUGAUAUGAUUUUGCUUCUCUUCGAUCCCCACAAGCUCGACAUCAGCGAUGAAUUCAAGCGUGUCAUAACAUCUUUACGUGGUAAUGAAGACAAGAUACGUGUCGUAUUAAACAAAGCUGACCAAGUUGAUACUCAACAACUAAUGAGAGUAUAUGGAGCUUUGAUGUGGUCCCUUGGUAAAGUUCUGAACACACCAGAGGUCGUACGUGUCUACAUUGGGUCCUUCAAUGACAAACCCAUAAACGAAGCUGUGGUUGGACCGAUUGGUAAAGAACUCUUUGAGAAGGAGCAAAACGAUCUGAUAACAGAUUUGAUGACCAUACCUAAGAAAGCAUGUGACAGAAAGAUUAACGAGUUUGUGAAGAGAGCUCGAGCUGCAAAGAUCAAUGCCUACAUAAUGAGUCAUCUCAAGAAAGAAAUGCCAGCAAUGAUGGGAAAAUCCAAAGCUCAGCAACGUCUUAUGGACAAGCUUCAACAAGAAUUUGAAAAGGUACAACAAGAGUAUCAUCUCCCGGCAGGAGAUUUCCCAAGUGUGGAGCAUUUCAGAGAAGUUUUGGGAGGAUAUAACAUUGACAAAUUCGAGAAGCUAAAGCCUAAGAUGAUUCAAGCAGUGGAUGAUAUGCUUGGCUACGAUAUUCCAGAUCUCUUGAAGAAAUUCAGAAAUCCAUAUGAGUGAAAUCAUAAUUGGUAUCUAAAAAAUGUAUGAAACUUGAGAGCCAUGAAUCUCUGAUAGAGAUCAUGUUAUCUGUUUGAAUUGAUUCUGUCUUUUUCUGAAUUUUAGUAUAUCUGAAUCUUUUCGCAUCAUCUUCUAUAUUAAAAAAAGAAAUACCAUUUAUAUCUAC
Molecule: messenger RNA, 1890 nt
Organism: Eruca vesicaria subsp. sativa (arugula)
Lineage: Eukaryota; Viridiplantae; Streptophyta; Magnoliopsida; Brassicales; Brassicaceae
Source: the annotation of a GenBank genome assembly